AUGGAGUUGGCUACUGCUAAUUUCCUGCACGAAGACAUGUAUACGUCAUCAGGUGUUCGCGAGGCCAUGACCAGGCUACUACAGACUGCAAGCAACGGCACGGCCGCAGACCUAACCUACGGCUUCGUCUCCUCUGCUGUCGCCGUGCUCUUUUACGGGAGUAAUUUUGUCCCAAUCAAAAAAAUUGACACUGGUGAUGGUAUGUUUUUUCAGUGGGUGUUGUGUGCCACUAUAUGGACCAUAUCCCUGAUAGUGAAUCUCAUACUGAACAGUCCAAAAUUCUGGCCUCUUGCCAUGGUUGGAGGAGCAGUGUGGGCCACUGGUAACAUAACUGUGGUUCCCAUAGUGAAGACAAUAGGUUUGGGCCUCGGAGUCCUUGUAUGGGCUUCCUUUAGCCUGCUUAUGGGCUGGGCCAGCUCAAGGUUUGGUUGGUUUGGCAUUGAGCCUGAGACUGUAAAUAAACCCGUACUCAACUACUGUGGAGCUGGACUGUGUCUGCUCAGUGCCAUCGCCUUUUUCUUUGUGAAGAGUGAUGUUCAAACACCCACCUCGGGCGAGGAAAGGCCUUUACUAACAGACGAUACUGUCACCUCUGAAUCUUCAGGCCCAGCUGACAGUUCAUGGGUAGACACACUAGGACCGCGCACAAAACGUAUUAUUGGUCUCUCUUUUGCUACUGUUGCCGGUGUUCUCUAUGGAACUUCGUUUGUGCCGGUGCUCUACAUUAAAAACCACGCCGCCGACCAGAACGGCACUUACACCGGAGCGAGCCAGUUUGAUCUGGAUUAUGUCUUUGCACAGUUCAGUGGGAUCUUCCUCACCAGUACAGUGUAUUUCCUUAUUUACUGUGGCUUCAAAAAGAACCAACCAAAAGUGUUCCCCAGAGCAAUCCUACCAGGUUUUGCCUCUGGAGUGAUGUGGGCCAUUGCUACGUGCUGUUGGUUUCUAGCCAAUACUUACCUCAGUGCUGUGGUUAGCUACCCAAUAAUCACCACGGUCCCUGGGUUGAUUGCUGCUCUGUGGGGAGUCAUUAUCUUUAAGGAGGUGAAGGGUUGCCGGAACUACCUGAUCCUUGUGUUUGCAUUCUGUCUCGUUUUGUCGGGUUCCCUGCUGACAGCAUUCUCUAAAGUAUAAUGACAC
Messenger RNA from Chanos chanos (milkfish), 1140 nucleotides. Its product is annotated as transmembrane protein 144-like. Bases 1 to 1134 code for a protein of 377 amino acids. Gene Ontology annotation, cellular component: membrane. Gene Ontology annotation, biological process: carbohydrate transmembrane transport. Lineage: Eukaryota; Metazoa; Chordata; Actinopteri; Gonorynchiformes; Chanidae. The record is from RefSeq and is a predicted model, not a curated record. Gene Ontology annotation, molecular function: carbohydrate transmembrane transporter activity. The transcript is spliced from 12 exons.